AUGGUUACCAAGAUGAGAAGCAAGAAAACUUUGAAGGAGUUGCUGAAGCUGGAUUUGAAAACACUAGAAGCUAUGGCUCCGAAGCCAUUCCGCCUUACAAGAAUUGACGUCAUAGUGUCCCUGCAGGAUCCGGAGUACUGCAAAGUGAACCUGGCAGCAAUGAAGGCAAAUAAGAGUGUCUACUGCAAAGAGGACUAUGCGGUACUCGAGAGGUUAUCCAAAGCUUUGAAGCUGCACCACUCUCUUGGAAAGGCACGCAUGAAAGAGAAUAAAGGCAAGAGAACGCUGAAUAAGAAGGAUGCUACAUCAUCGCCUUCAACAGAAUCCACAUUGGCAUUUACAUCGCCUUCAACAGGAUCCACAUUGGCAUCUACAUCAACAACAAAGACUGAUAUUCCAGAGCUUCCGGAAAUGUUCAAGGCGAUUAUCGCUUCACUGAAAGGAUUUGAUGUAACUUUUGUGAUGCAAAGGAAGUUAACAAAGACAGAUUUGGAGCCUAAUAACAGCCGGUUAGCGAUGCCAGAGAAGCAGAUAAACGAGGAGUGCAAGUUCUUGGCACACAAAGACGCAGCGAUUAUGAGGGUUCUUGAGGCUCGGGAUGAGAAGGGGCGGCUGAUUGGGAUGAAAGUAGGGCUGAUAGAACCGUCAGGUGAAGUGUGCCAUGAUCAGGUUCUGAAGAAGUGGAAUAUGACCUCUGCAUCGACAUAUAAUCUAGCGAGUUCUUCUUGGUGCGACAUUGCUAGGAGGAAUCAUCUCAAGAAAGAUCAUCUUCUCAACAUUUGGUGCUUCAAUGAUGUCGCCAAUAAGUUUUAUUUUCUUCUCCAUCAUGUAGGCUCUGAACCCUUGCAAUGA
Arachis duranensis is the source of this 852-nucleotide messenger RNA. Its product is annotated as B3 domain-containing protein At2g24670. The record is from RefSeq and is a predicted model, not a curated record. NCBI's taxonomy places the organism in Eukaryota, Viridiplantae, Streptophyta, Magnoliopsida, Fabales, Fabaceae. Gene Ontology annotation, molecular function: DNA binding. Bases 1 to 852 code for a protein of 283 amino acids. The transcript has a single exon.